Molecule: messenger RNA, 1071 nt
Organism: Nerophis lumbriciformis (worm pipefish)
Lineage: Eukaryota; Metazoa; Chordata; Actinopteri; Syngnathiformes; Syngnathidae
Source: RefSeq, a predicted model, not a curated record
AUGAAAAUUCAGAUACAGCCUGCAACUGAUGAGCAACGCAAGGCUAUACCCAAAGAUUUGGGGUUUGGCGGCGUAUUCUCCGAUCAUAUGUUUACUCAAGAAUACAAGGAUGAUACUUGGCAGAGCGCCACUAUCAGCGCCUACGCUCCAUUUAGUUUGGAUCCUUCAUGCGCUGUUUUUCACUAUGCUCAGGAGAUAUUUGAGGGGCUCAAAGCCUAUCGUCGACCAGACGGCAACAUCAAUCUAUUUCGCCCCCAAAAAAAUGCCGAGCGCUUUUUCCGUUCUGCCGAGCGUAUGGCAAUGCCACCAGUCGACAAAAAUAUGUUCGUUGAGUCCGUUCGCGAACUGGUAAAACUCGAUAACGCUUGGGUACCCUCUGAACCCGGCUCCGCUUACUACAUACGCCCUACUCUAAUCGCCACUAAAAAUGCAUUGGGAGUGACGCCCAGCGACAGCUACCUUUACUUUAUAAUAGGUGGCCCAGUGGGCGCUUAUUUCAAAGGUGGUUUUAAUCCGGUUGGCGUAUACAUUUCAGAAAAAUAUCGCCGCGCGGUAAAAGGUGGCGUUGGCGAUGCCAAAACCGGCGGCAACUACGCCGCCAGUCUACUUGUUGGACAACAGGCCAUCGACAAAGGUUACUCUCAAGUGCUCUGGUUAGAUGCCAUUGAAGGGCGUUAUGUUGAAGAAGUGGGAGCAAUGAACAUCAUGUUUGUCUACGGCGAUCAGAUAGUAACACCGCAACUUACUGGCAGUAUUCUGCCCGGUAUUACCCGUCUGUCGGUACUGGAAAUGGCGGACAGCCUGGGCUAUCAAAUAUCCGAGCAGCAAAUUGAUAUCAACGACGUUCUGGCAGAUAUUAAAUCAGGUGCUAUUACCGAAGUAUUUGGCUGUGGCACUGCUGCCGCUAUCGCUCCUGUGGGCAAAUUCGGCAUGGACGACGCCGAGUAUGAGAUUAACAACAACCAAACAGGGCCGGUAGCGAAACGGAUUUACGACAAACUAACUGGCAUUCAAAAUGGCACUGUAAAUGAUGAUUUCGGCUGGACGGAAAUAAUUGAUCUGUCUGUUUAA